Molecule: messenger RNA, 528 nt
Organism: Fusarium coffeatum
Lineage: Eukaryota; Fungi; Ascomycota; Sordariomycetes; Hypocreales; Nectriaceae
Exons: 2
Coding region: 1-528 (175 amino acids)
Source: RefSeq, a predicted model, not a curated record
AUGGCUCUCCCAACACCAAAAGAGCUUCGUACGGCAGAUGAAUCUGAACAGAUUAAGACUUUGGACCUCUUAUUCGAACCAAGUCCAGCAAUUCACUCAACUCUCAUCCCAGUCGUAAAAGACUCAGAAUACAAAUCAUAUCCAGAACUGAUCGACGCCUGCAAGGCCCGUCUUGUCUCACUGGCAUCCUCCAGCUCCACGACCAAUCCAGAUGAGACUCUUCUUUCCAUUCUCGGGUCUCACCCCCGUCUAGGGGCUAAGAAAGUUGAGUCUGCACAGUCAGCAGCUGAACAAGCCAACCUGCAAGGACAGGGCGAGGAGUUGGCCAAGUUGAAUCAGGAGUAUGAAGCAAAGUUCCCGGGACUGCGCUAUGUCGUCUUUGUGAAUGGGCGAGGAAGGCCGGAAAUCAUGGAGAACAUGAGGGCUAGAAUCUCGAGAGGAGACUAUGCUAAGGAGGUCGAUGAGGCGUUACAGGCAAUGUGUGAUAUUGCAAAAGAUAGAGCUUCCAAACUUGGCGCAAAGCUGUAA